Messenger RNA from Papilio polytes (common Mormon), 495 nucleotides. RefSeq names its product succinate dehydrogenase assembly factor 4, mitochondrial-like. The record is from RefSeq and is a predicted model, not a curated record. Bases 83 to 427 code for a protein of 114 amino acids. Gene Ontology annotation, cellular component: mitochondrion. Gene Ontology annotation, biological process: mitochondrial respiratory chain complex II assembly. NCBI's taxonomy places the organism in Eukaryota, Metazoa, Arthropoda, Insecta, Lepidoptera, Papilionidae. The transcript is spliced from 2 exons.
UGACAUUUUAUGACAUUGUUGUAUUGUAAAUAUUUCGCAGUUGACUUUGAACAAUAAUACCUGUUUUUCUUAAUUACUUACUAUGAUAUCUAUUAAGGCACUAGCAUUGAGACGUUUUUUGCGAGAUGAGACUACUCUGAUAAUGCAAUUAUGUCAGCAUUCCCAUGACUCCAAGGUUGAUACAGAAGAUGCGUCAGCAAAAGCCGAAUCUAAACGUAUGGCAGAAUUUCGUAAAAAGUUAAGAGAAACUACUCCUAUCAACGAUCUCGGUGAACAGCCAUUUACUAAUCCAGCUAAUCAAGAGAAUGCUUUGCCACCGUGGCCCAAUGACACCAACCCUCAUACUGGAGAAAUUGGUGGCCCUCGGGGGCCCGAACCAACUCGAUAUGGAGACUGGGAGAGAAAAGGCAGAGUGUCUGACUUUUGAAAACAUUUGUUGUUACUAAAUUUAGCAAUUUUAUUUAUUAAAAAUAAUUAACUUAAAUUAAAAGAGUU